Messenger RNA from Nicotiana tabacum (common tobacco), 2644 nucleotides. RefSeq names its product KH domain-containing protein At4g18375. The record is from RefSeq and is a predicted model, not a curated record. NCBI's taxonomy places the organism in Eukaryota, Viridiplantae, Streptophyta, Magnoliopsida, Solanales, Solanaceae. Gene Ontology annotation, molecular function: RNA binding.
AAUAGAAGGCCUUACUGCAGCACGACGAGGCGGGGUCAAAAACCCUAGAUAUUUAUCAACACGCACACCCACACAAAAACACACACAGUAAUCUCUACCUUCUGUUCGCUAGAUUCGUAUCCCUUAGCAGUUUACUCCCGAGUGUUUUGUCCAUAUUUUGUAAUGGCUGGUCGACGGGAUAGCUAUGGGAAGCGGUCUCAUUCUCAGUCAGACUAUAAUGAAAAUGGGGGAAAUAAAAGGAGAAGUACUAGAAACGAUAAGGAUCCUUUCUCUAUUGGCCCGGAUGAUACAGUAUACCGGUACUUGUGCCCAAUAAAGAAGAUUGGCAGUAUCAUAGGUAAAGGAGGGGAAAUUGUUAAACAAUUAAGGGUGGACACUAAAUCAAAAAUCAGAAUUGGAGAGACAGUACCUGACUGUGAUGAACGCGUUGUCACCAUCUACAGCUCAAGUGAAGAAACAAAUGAGUUUGAUGGCACUGAAGAUCGUGUUUGUCCAUCUCAGGAUGCCCUUUUCAGAGUAUAUGAUAAAAUUGUUAAUGAUGACACUAUGGACGAGGACUCUGAGGAAGCACCACAGGUUACUGUUAAGCUUCUAGUACCUUCAGAUCAGGUUGGAUGUAUUAUCGGGAAAGGGGGACAGAUAGUUCAGGACAUUCGAAGUGAAACUGGUGCGCAGAUUCGUAUUUUGAAAGAUAAGCAUUUGCCUGCAUGCGCAUUGAGCUCAGAUGAACUUGUGCAGAUAUCUGGUGAAGUUGCUGUAGUGAGGAAGGCUCUCUAUGAAAUUGCAACUCGUCUUCACAAUAAUCCAUCCCGUUCUCAACACAUGCUAGCCUCCGAUGCACCAAAUGUCUACUCAUCGAGCAGUUCACUUAUAGCUCCUGCUGGUGGUGCUCCAAUAGUGGGAAUAGCUCCACUAGUGGGGCCGUAUGGGGGUUACAAAGGGGAGAGUGGUGACUGGUCGAGGUCUUUCUACUCAGCUCCAAGGGAUGAAUCAUCUUCAAAGGAAUUUUCUCUUCGUUUAGUGUGUCCAUCUGCAAAUAUCGGAGGUGUUAUUGGCAAAGGUGGUGUCAUAAUAAACCAAAUUAGACAAGAAUCUGGUGCAGUGAUCAAGGUUAAUAGUUCUAAUACUGAAGGCGACAAUUGUGUGAUUUCUAUUUCCGCAAAAGAGUUUUUUGAGGACACAUAUUCUCCCACAAUUGAAGCAGCAUUGCGCUUGCAACCAAGGUGCCGUGAGGAAGUGGAACGGGAUUCAGGUCUUAUAUCAUACACCACAAAGUUGCUGGUUCCAGCAUCUCGAAUUGGCUGUCUUAUUGGGAAAGGAGGAUCCAUAAUUAAUGAGAUGAGGAAAAUCACGAAAGCUAAUAUUCGUAUUCUCUCGAAGGAAGACCUUCCGAAGGUUGCAGCUGAAGAUGAGGAGAUGGUACAGAUAUCAGGAGAUCUUGACGUGGCAAAGGAUGCACUCGUACAAGUAACUUCACGUUUAAGGGCAAAUCUUUUUGAAAAAGAGGGGCCCAUGUCUGCCUUCGUGCCAGUUCUUCCCUACCUCCCCAUGUCAACGGAUUCAGAUACAUUGAAAUAUGAAAACAGAGAUACUAGGAGACAUGCCCGUGAACAUUCCUACCCAACUGGGUAUGGUGGUACUAGUGAUCUUCCACAUGCUGAUGGUUUUGGAAGUUAUGGUACUCUCCAGAGUAGUAGUAGUAUAGGGUAUGGGGCAUAUGAAGGAUAUUCUCCUGCUUAUCCAAAAGAAGGAUAUUCCCCUGCUUAUCCAAAAGAAGGAUAUGGGCGUUCCAGUGGAUCUGGGUCAUCAAGGCAAAACUCUGCCUCCCGGAGAAAAAGUUAUGGUUAUUAGAGCUUGUAACAGGACCACAGAGGAUGUCGUGGCUAUGGAAUGUGCAUACAGCUUAAGCUACAUGGGUGCCUGCAGUUCUCUGUAGACACUGGAUCUUCAUUGCUGUGAUUAGUAGUGCUAUAUGUAUCAGUAAUGCUAAAACACAGUGAUAUUCACUGCCAAUCAAUGUGGAAUCUGAUAGCUUUUGGGAGUACUGGUUGGAAUUAACUGAAGCAGGUAUAUAUCUGAUGGUAAGUCUCAAUAUUCUUUUUUAUGCAUGCUUACUUUUGUUAUAUGAUUUAUGUGCAAGUGCUGAUAUUAUUGCAAUGAAUCAGCAUGUUUGGUGGAAUUUACUCAUGUAUGCAAAAGUAGGUACUCAUAUUUUCUCUGCAUUUGUUUGACGCUAAUGUUGUUUCAAAAGUGUCUGCUCCCAUCUGAAGUUAAACCAUCUCUUCUUUGUUCUCUUUCAUACUGUUUUUGGAUACAGUUAGUAUGCUUCAUUUGCUGAUGCCUUUAUUAUUGCUCCUAUCAUGCAAUGCUCCAUUGUUUGUCCUUUCUUCUUGAGAGUGGUGGGGUUUGAGUUGGAGGGUUGGCUAUGUCUUGAAGAAGGGUGGUUGAAUGAUAUGGGAGGAUACUUGUUUACAAAGACAAUCAAUCAUGGAGUGUGAGAAGUCGAUCUUGAGUUGAGUUGAUCUCAUACAAGUAGUUGCACCAAGUUGAGGCUUUAGUAGGAGAUUGAUUUCCUACAACUAUUCAUGCGAAGUUAGAAGUUGCUCUCCUAUUGCAUAGAAUAUAAAAGUUCUAUAUAAUUUGU